Molecule: messenger RNA, 6453 nt
Organism: Myzus persicae (green peach aphid)
Lineage: Eukaryota; Metazoa; Arthropoda; Insecta; Hemiptera; Aphididae
Gene: Mhc
Product: myosin heavy chain, muscle
Exons: 36
Coding region: 213-6125 (1970 amino acids)
Cellular component (GO): myosin complex
Molecular function (GO): cytoskeletal motor activity; actin filament binding; ATP binding
Source: RefSeq, a predicted model, not a curated record
UACAUAAAUAAAAUAUACAUAGUGUCGGCGGCUGUUUUUGUGCGCAGAUUUUGUUUUGUUUUGUUUGCCGUCUAACCAAACGCGGCAGUGUACGCCAAAUAACCAACGGACAUCGACCUCUCUGGUGUGUCGCAAAUAACACCAUAAAUAAAAGAGGUGUGUGACGACGUGCAACAAAUCGUUUCUUUGCCUUUUCUCUUCAAACUACAAAUAUGCCGCGUGUAGUUAAACAAGAAGGUGAUGACCCAGAUCCAACCCCAUACUUGUUCGUAUCUCUCGAACAGAAGAGAAUUGAUCAGACCAAACCCUACGAUGCGAAAAAGGCUUGCUGGGUGCCUGAUGAUGACGAAGGUUUCGUCCAGGGAGAAAUCCGAGGAACCAAGGGUGAAUUGGUCACCGUCGCUCUUCCUAAUGGAGAGGUAAAAGAUUUCAAAAAGGACCAAGUGGGACAAGUGAACCCACCGAAAUAUGAAAAAGCCGAGGAUAUGUCAAAUUUGACAUAUUUGAACGAUGCGUCUGUAUUGUAUAAUUUGAAAGAAAGAUAUUACCAUAAGCUCAUUUACACCUACUCCGGAUUGUUCUGCGUUGCUAUCAAUCCUUACAAACGAUUCCCCGUGUACACCAAUCGUUGCGCUAAAUUGUACAGAGGCAAGAGGAGGAAUGAAGUUCCACCCCACAUUUUCGCCAUUUCUGACGGCGCCUAUGUUAACAUGCUUACAAACAAAGAAAAUCAAUCUAUGUUGAUCACAGGAGAAUCUGGAGCUGGAAAAACUGAAAACACGAAGAAGGUAAUUGCGUACUUCGCCACUGUUGGUGCUAGCACAAAGAAGGAAGAGGAAGCCGCUGGUGGUGUUAAGAAGAAGGGUUCCUUGGAAGAUCAAGUUGUACAAACCAAUCCAGUAUUGGAAGCCUUUGGUAACGCUAAGACCGUCCGUAAUGACAACUCUUCUCGUUUCGGUAAAUUCAUCCGUAUUCAUUUCGGUCCCUCCGGUAAAUUGGCCGGAGCUGAUAUCGAAACUUAUCUAUUGGAAAAGGCUCGUGUCAUCUCUCAGCAAUCUCUUGAAAGAUCUUACCACAUUUUCUACCAAAUCAUGUCUGGAUCCGUGAAAGGCGUAAAAGAAAUGUGUAUGUUAUCUAACAACAUCUAUGAUUACAACAAUGUAUCUCAAGGAAAAAUCGCUAUUCCCGGAAUGGAUGACGGAGAGGAAUUUCAACUUACCGAUCAAGCUUUCGAUGUGCUUGGAUUCACUGAAGAAGAAAAGAAUGACAUUUAUAAGAUUACCGCCUCAGUCAUGCACAUGGGAGGCAUGAAAUUCAAACAACGUGGUCGGGAAGAACAGGCUGAAGCUGACGGCACUGAGGAAGGUGCACGUGUUGCAAAAUUAUUGGGCGUUGACUGCGAUGAUUUGUACAAAAAUUUAUUGAAACCCAGAAUCAAAGUAGGAAACGAAUUCGUCACACAAGGUCGUAACAAGGAUCAAGUCUCCUACUCUGUGGGUGCUAUGUCCAAGGGUAUGUUUGACAGACUUUUCAAAUUCAUGGUGAAAAAAUGUAAUGAAACUUUGGACACACAACAAAAACGUCAACAUUUCAUCGGUGUGUUGGAUAUUGCUGGUUUUGAAAUUUUCGACUUCAACGGGUUCGAACAGCUUUGCAUUAAUUUCACCAACGAAAAACUGCAACAGUUUUUCAACCAUCACAUGUUUGUAUUAGAACAAGAAGAAUACAAACGCGAAGGUAUUGAAUGGACAUUUAUUGACUUUGGAAUGGAUUUGCAACAAUGCAUUGAUCUUAUUGAAAAGCCCAUGGGUAUCUUGUCCAUCCUUGAAGAGGAAUCUAUGUUCCCCAAAGCCACGGAUAAGACCUUUGAAGACAAAUUGACCUCCAACCAUUUGGGUAAAUCACCCAACUUCAGGAAACCAGCUGUUCCCAAACCAGGUUGCCCAGCCGGACAUUUCGCACUUGCCCAUUACGCCGGUGUGGUAUCAUACAACAUCACCGGUUGGUUAGAAAAGAACAAGGAUCCAUUGAACGACACUGUUGUUGACCAAUUCAAAAAAGGAACAAACAAAUUGUUGGUAGAGAUCUUCGCUGAUCAUCCAGGUCAAUCUGGUGGCGCUGCUGCUGACGCCGGUGGCAAAGGAGGUCGUGGAAAGAAGGGUGGUGGUUUCGCCACUGUGUCGUCAUCCUAUAAGGAACAAUUGAACAACUUGAUGACAACAUUGAAGAGCACACAACCUCAUUUCGUACGUUGUAUUAUUCCCAAUGAAUUGAAACAGCCUGGUGUGAUUGACUCUCACUUGGUAAUGCACCAGCUGACAUGUAACGGUGUACUUGAAGGUAUCCGUAUUUGCCGUAAAGGUUUCCCCAACAGAAUGGUAUACCCAGACUUCAAACUGCGAUACAUGAUCUUAGCACCCGCAACUAUGGCUGCUGAAUCUGAUCCUAAAACAUCAGCUGCUAAAUGUCUCCAAGAAAUCCAAUUAGAUCCGGAGAGUUACCGUAUUGGGCACACAAAGGUAUUCUUCCGUGCUGGAGUAUUAGGUCAGAUGGAAGAAUUACGUGAUGAACGUCUAAGCAAAAUCAUUGGAUGGUUACAGUCAUACAUUCGUGGUUAUAUUGCCAGAAAAGAUUUCAAGAAAUUACAAGACCAGAGAUUGGCUCUAUUGGUUAUCCAGAGAAGCUUAAGGAAAUACAUGAAAUUGAGGUCGUGGCCAUGGUGGAAGAUGUGGUCUCGCGUCAAACCAUUACUCAAUGUGGCUAACAUUGAAGAUGAAUUAAGAAGAUUGGAAGAAGAAGUAGACAAAGUCACAGCUGCAUUUGAACGUGAAGAGAAACUUCGUAAAGAACUCGAAGCACUCAACACCAAACUGUUGGCUGAGAAGACACAGCUACUUCAAUCUCUGGAAGGUGAAAAGGGAAGUUCAUCCAGCAUCCAAGAAAGAGCAGCUAAGUUGGCGGCACAAAAGAGCGACUUGGAAUCUCAACUUUCGGAAACUCAAGAGAGGUUAACCCAGGAAGAAGAUGCGCGUAACCAACUGUUCCAACAGAAAAAGAAAUUGGAACAAGAAAAUGCUGGACUCAAAAAAGAUGUCGAAGAUUUGGAACUUUCUAUUCAAAAGUCCGAUCAAGAUAAGGCAUCUAAGGAUCACCAAAUUCGCAACUUGAACGAUGAAAUUGCUCACCAAGACGAACUCAUCAACAAGUUGAACAAAGAAAAGAAAUUGUCUGGUGAAACCGCCCAGAAAACUGCCGAAGAAUUACAGGCGGCUGAAGACAAAAUCAACCAUCUUAACAAAGUUAAGAACAAGUUGGAACAGACUUUGGACGAGUUGGAAGACUCGUUAGAACGCGAAAAGAAAUUAAGAGGUGAUAUUGAAAAGGGUAAGAGGAAGACUGAAGGAGACUUAAAACUUACCCAAGAAGCUGUUUCUGAUUUGGAACGCAACAAAAAAGAACUUGAACAGACAAUUCAAAGGAAAGACAAGGAAUUGGCUUCUCUUACUGCUAAACUAGAAGAUGAACAAGCUUUAGUUGGCAAACAACAAAAACAAAUCAAAGAACUUCAAUCAAGAAUCGAAGAACUCGAAGAAGAGGUUGAAGCUGAAAGACAAGCCCGCGCUAAGGCUGAGAAACAACGCGCUGAUCUUGCCCGUGAAUUGGAAGAGUUGGGUGAACGUCUUGAAGAAGCUGGUGGUGCUACUUCCGCUCAAAUUGAGUUGAACAAGAAACGUGAAGCUGAGAUGAGCAAACUCCGACGUGAUUUGGAGGAAGCUAACAUUCAACACGAAGCUACCUUAGCCAACUUACGCAAGAAGCACAAUGAUGCUGUUUCAGAGAUGGGUGACCAAAUCGACCAGUUGAACAAACUCAAGACCAAGGCUGAGCACCAUUCACAUUAUCUAUCCAACGACUUAAACAACACUAGAGCUGCUGUUGAUUUAAUAUCUAGAGAAAAGGCCCAGACCGAAAAGAUCUACAAACAAGUACAACACCAAUUGAACGAAGUUCAAGGUAAACUUGAUGAAACCAACCGCACAUUGAACGACUUUGAUGCUGCCAAGAAGAAGUUGAGCAUUGAAAACUCCGACUUACUUCGUCAAUUAGAAGAAGCCGAAUCACAGGUUUCACAGUUGGCUAAGAUUAAGAUUUCACUCACCACUCAACUCGAAGAUACUAAGAGACUGGCUGAUGAAGAAGGAAGGGAACGCGCUACACUUUUGGGCAAAUUCAGAAACUUGGAACACGAUAUUGAUAACAUCCGUGAACAAUUAGAAGAAGAAGCAGAAGCUAAGGCUGAUAUUCAAAGACAAUUGAGCAAGGCUAAUGCUGAAGUUCAAUUGUGGCGUACCAAAUAUGAAUCUGAGGGUAUUGCCAGAGUUGAAGAACUUGAAGAAGCUAAACGUAAAUUGCAAGCUCGUCUCGCUGAAGCUGAAGAGACCAUUGAGUCACUCAACCAAAAGGUUGUUGCUUUAGAGAAGACGAAACAACGUUUGGCAACUGAAGUAGAAGACUUACAAUUGGAAGUCGACAGAGCGACAGCAAUUGCUAAUGCUGCUGAAAAGAAGGCCAAGGCUAUUGACAAGAUCAUUGGAGAAUGGAAACUCAAGGUUGAUGACUUAGCAGCUGAAUUAGAUGCAAGCCAGAAAGAAUGCAGAAACUAUUCCACUGAACUUUUCCGUCUUAAGGGAGCCUAUGAAGAAGCCCAAGAACAAUUGGAAGGAGUCAGACGUGAAAACAAGAAUUUAGCUGAUGAAGUCAAGGACCUUCUUGAUCAAAUUGGUGAAGGUGGCAGAAACAUUCAUGAAAUUGAAAAGCAACGCAAACGAUUGGAAGUUGAGAAGGAUGAACUCCAAGCUGCAUUAGAAGAAGCUGAAGCAGCAUUAGAACAGGAAGAAAACAAAGUAUUGAGAGCACAAUUGGAACUGUCUCAAGUUAGACAAGAAAUUGACAGACGUAUCCAAGAAAAAGAAGAGGAAUUCGAAAACACCAGGAAAAACCACCAACGUGCUUUAGACUCAAUGCAAGCUAGCUUGGAAGCUGAAGCUAAAGGAAAGGCUGAAGCUCUUAGAAUGAAGAAGAAGUUGGAAGCCGACAUCAAUGAACUUGAAAUCGCUUUAGACCACGCCAACAAAGCUAAUGCUGAAGCCCAAAAGAAUAUUAAACGGUAUCAACAACAAUUGAAGGAUGUGCAAACUGCUCUUGAAGAAGAAUCUAGGGCUAGAGAAGACGCCAGAGAACAGUUGGGAAUUUCCGAAAGACGUGCUAACGCAUUACAAAACGAACUGGAAGAAUCCAGAACCUUAUUGGAACAAUCUGACCGUGGCAGGAGACAAGUUGAACAAGAAUUGGCUGAUGCUCAUGAACAGCUCAACGAACUUUCCGCACAGGCUACCUCCAUUUCUGCUGCCAAGAGGAAAUUGGAAGGAGAACUACAAACCUUACAUUCUGACUUAGACGAGUUAUUGAAUGAAGCCAAGAACUCUGAAGAAAAGGCCAAGAAAGCAAUGGUAGACGCUGCCAGACUUGCUGAUGAACUUAGAGCCGAACAAGACCACGCACAAACCCAAGAAAAACUUAGGAAAGCUCUUGAAACACAAAUCAAGGAAUUACAAGUAAGAUUAGAUGAAGCUGAAAAUAAUGCAUUGAAAGGUGGUAAGAAAGCUAUUCAGAAACUCGAACAAAGGGUACGAGAAUUGGAGAAUGAGUUGGACGGUGAACAACGCAGACACGCUGAUGCGCAAAAGAACCUAAGAAAAUCUGAGCGUAGAAUUAAGGAGUUGAGCUUCCAAGGAGACGAAGACAGAAAGAACCAUGAGCGUAUGCAAGACUUGGUUGACAAACUGCAACAAAAGAUCAAGACAUACAAGAGACAGAUCGAAGAAGCCGAAGAAAUUGCCGCACUCAACUUGGCUAAGUUCCGUAAGGCCCAACAAGAACUGGAAGAGGCUGAAGAAAGAGCCGAUCUAGCUGAACAAGCAAUUGCAAAGUUCAGAACAAAGGGCAGAUCAGGAUCUACAGCACGAGGCGGAAGCCCAAUUGGACACAGGCCGCCCGUUAAACCACAAUUCGACGGAUUCGCCUUCCCACCCAGAUUCGACCUCCACCCAGAAGGCGACUUCUAAACAAAAUUUAACUUAUUUGUAAUAAAACUUUAAAAAAAAUGUACUACAAUAUUUUUAUUUUAUUUUUCGAAAUGUAUCAUAAAACACCACGUACACACCAAACAGCAGCAUCAACCAUACAUCUACAUCAUAUUUUGCGACACACAUGCGGCCUGUCUGUAUUUAUUAGUGUGUAAAACAAUGUUUUAUUUAUAUGAAAACAAAUUAUCAUAAUGAUAACUAUGUUGUUCAACAAAAAUUCUUUUAAUUUAAAAUUAAUUUUAACCCCGUUGUACAAUUCAGCUUCUUUAAUGUUUCCAAUAAAGAUAUGCUAAUUGUUAACUUAUAA